GAUGGGGAUGGGGAUCUGGGGACCCAUCUCCCCAAGGUGGUGGAUGCAUGGGUUUUUUUAGCGUCUUGAACCGCGUCGUCGUUGUCGUCGUCGUUGUCCUUCUCGUCAGCUUCCUGCUUCUUAUGCUUUCCCUCUCCCUUUCUAGUGAAGCUAUUUAACUCAUGCUCCUUCUCGACACGCUCGCUACUGGGUGGAUUUUGUCUUUCGUUUGUGCUCGCCGUUCGUGAGGCUUUUGAGCUUCAAGUCUCUUUGACAACUCUAUAGUCGCUGGGGAUGGGUUUGGUUCCAUUUCUUUUUCCAACUUGGUCGGCUUUCCAGAGUCACUUAACCACCCCUCUUCGGCCUUGCGAGCAAUUCGUACCCAACACAUUGCUUGAGUCCCAACAGACUCGGACACAAUGCUCGGAUUGCAUAAGUUGUCAAUCCUCCCGCCAGCUCUGAUUGCGCUUGUUCUCACAUCCAUCCCAUGCGCCGCUGUCAAUAUCGACUUCUUCGACUAUCCGGUCGAUGCAUAUGACUGUUUGAAUCAAGCAUCCACUACAUCCAACUGUGCGGCGGGAGCCCCAGCUGAGGCGACCUCGUGCUUCUGCAACAAUGGAGGAAAUUUCGUUACGGGCACGGCCAGGUGUUUGGCAGAGUCGGACCCGGGAGACCUUGCCGAAGUGUAUGGCACGUUAAAAUCCAAAUGUGCCGCAAACCAUACGCCUUUGAACGUUGGCGAAGAACAGUACUAUUCGGCUGCUGGCUUCACUGGUACGGCAAGGUCGACUAAAGCAAUAGUGACCAAGGCUUCAACCACAGACUCCACACUGAUCUCGGCGCCCACAUCUCUCAUGACAUCGACAGCACCCAAGGGAGCCACCGUCAAAACCGAACCGGAGGAAACGGCCACGUUCGGAAGUCAUGCCAAGUCGUCACGGGCAGAAGAUGGCAGGGUGAACAAAGAUGAUGGGUUAUCCACCGGGGCAAAAGCGGGUAUCAUUGCUGGCUCGACCGUGGCAGGCGUGGCCGUGUUGGCGAGCCUGGUAAUGCUGUUGGUGCGAUAUAGGAGGAAGAGGGGUAGGGAAGACUCGCACCCGAUGAUUCUAGAGCAGCACGGCAAUAUGCUGCUCAUACCAUCUCCAGCCGAAGCGCGCGCUCUUGAGGAGGGCAAUACCUCGGAAAACUCGGGCGAUUGGUCAGACAAGUCCAAAUGGAGACCCUCGUCAAAUCCGACUGAGCAACGCAAGAGCGGCUUUAACUGGGAAUCGCCAUAUGAUCUGGUAUAUAUUGGGGAUGAGCCUGAACCUGAACCCCCAAAGGAAGCAAGAGAAAUGGAAGAAGAGGGCCGCGCUGAGCUCCAGGGUUGCGAUCGCCAACCAGUGGAGAUGUCGACACAAGCGCUAUCGCCAAAAUGGAGAGUGUCGGAUGAUGCUGCACAACGAUAUUCGGGAACGGAGUGGGGGGCAGCGGACCUGGCGGGUGAGACAACCGCACUGUCCCAGAGCCGGGGCGAAAGGUCAUAGAAGGUGCAUAAGGUGUGGGUUUCUUGAUGGAUUUGGCUUAGGCUCUAUACCCCGGGGGCUUUUUUUUUU
Neurospora hispaniola is the source of this 1574-nucleotide messenger RNA. RefSeq lists its product as uncharacterized. NCBI's taxonomy places the organism in Eukaryota, Fungi, Ascomycota, Sordariomycetes, Sordariales, Sordariaceae. The coding region runs from base 399 to 1505 and encodes 368 amino acids. The record is from RefSeq and is a predicted model, not a curated record. The transcript has a single exon.